CCAACUACGCGCUCAACCAGCUGUCGCGGCUGCCUCUCUGCUGUGCAUAGCUAUAUUUGUGUGUCUCUGCUUGAUCCCUGAGUUCCUGCAUAGCGUCCAUGUCUUGUGAUAUCCCUCAGCGACGCGAAUAAGCGCACGUCGGCGUCGAAGAUACCUAGCAUAGGAGAGAAUCAAUGUCGAAUCCGCCGCUGCACCACCAGCAGUCAUGGCACCAGCUGCCUGACAUCGGGAGCCUGUCGCCAGACUCGUACACGGCGCAGAAAUUGAAACAUGCAACUCCCGAACACGUCCACCUCACAUCGAGGCGCUUCUUCAUAGGCCCCAUCCCCACAGGCUGGCUCAGCAAAAACCGCAGAGACUGGUACAAGCACCACCUGCGCAUCAACUACUCGAAUCGCGCCGCGACCUUUUCUGCGAAUCCCCGCGAGGCGCGCCAACGACGACUGAGCGGCCAGGAAGGCCCGAGCGCCUCUGCUCUCUUCCAGCACAGCUUUCCGCAGCCGGACGAGGUCCGUGUCCAGGAGGAGGAAGGCGCGCAAGAGGCAGAGGGCAGUGGCGCGAAUGGCACGCCAGCUACGACCUCGGCGACACCCGCUGCCUUGCCAAUUCCCCGAGGGUCGGAGCAGAAGGAUGAUGUGAUGUCUGGGAAUGAGGAGGAUGAGUUUGUGGAUGCGCCCUCGGAGCCUGAGGAUGAUGAGGAGGAGGCUGCGUUCAAUCCACGGGCAAGGCAGACACCGCGUCGGUCGAGCACAAAGUCUUUCGUUACCGCUUCCUCGGUCCCUAACCCUACAAUCGAUGACGAGGAUGACGUGGAAGAGGCUGAAGACCAUGGCGUUGAAGAGACACAAGACGAUAUCACGCGCGAGGAAGAGGUGGAAGAAGCACAGGCAAGUGGCUUACACGUUCCUACCAGCGAAGAGGGGGACGGACACAAGUCCUCGGACAACCGACUGCUCUCUCCCGCGCAAAGCCAUGCACCGCCAUCCACGCUUGGACCGGCCUCAAUCGAUGCAGGAUCAACUUCGUCUUUGAUACGCAAGGCUGACGUGAAAAAGGAACCGCUAGUCGCUAACGUCGAUCCUAAGUCUCCCUCCAGGGGCAUCAUGGCGAGAGUCAGGAGGAUGUCAGAGAUGAAUUCGUCCGAGGGCGGUCCCUCUAAUACCACAGACCUUCCAGGAGAGAAUAUAACACGCAAGAAAUCCAACCUUCGCAACCUCGUCAAGUUCGAUAUCCCGGAAGACUCGAAGCGCGCAAAGGUGCAUCUCCAGGCGAAACGUGCGCAAAUGACUGUUCAGAGAACGCCUUCGAAGCUUAGACGGCGGAAGAUCAAAGACGGCAUUGUCGUGAAGAUGGAGCGCAUGCUUGUGCGAGUCGAUGCUGCUACUGGAGCAGUGCCAGAGGACUUUGAUGAGAAUGUCAAUCAGAGAGUUGUCUCCAGAGUCAAGGACAAGUGGCGGGAGUACAUGAUCGUCUGUCGACACAGUCACACGGGUGAAGCAGAUUUUGUGCUCCAGCUGUAUAAGACACGCGUCAUCCCAGAAAUCGAAAAGACAGGCGCUGGCAAAAAGGCCGCGUACGAGAUACCCCUCGGACGCAAGACCAGCAGUACCAACCUGUACUCAGCAUUGGAUAAGUCGAUUGUCGUAUCGACACCUGGUUCACGAGGCAAUCUGAUCUUCAUAAUGCAGGCUCGAACUGCUUCCAACGCUGUGGAAUGGUACACGUUUCUCCGCAAUAUCAUGGGCUGGCGUCGAGGUUCUGAGCUCCAGAUUAACAUUCCAGACCUGAGUCUAAGCGUGCGGAUCGCCAACCCCUUCGCCAAGAUUGAGGCGUCACACGCCGAAGUUCAGGAUGCUGAGAAUACCGAGGAAGCCAUGUUGAAGACCAUGCAAGAAGAGGAAGCCGUGGCCGAAGCGCUCAUCAGACGAUGUCUAGAUCAAUUACACGAGACUCCUGAAUGGGAAGCCGUGCUCGAGUCUUGGAUUAAAGACAAUCGAAUUGGGCUCGCGUGGAAACGCUACGAUCGAUUGGAGUGGAUUCACGGAGCCAACGAGCGUAGGAUGUAUGGCACGAUUGCCAUGCUGAAAACACAUGACCUGGAGCUUCGACCCAAGAUCCACUAUCCUACGACUGCGGUAACGCGUAAGAAGCACAAGACUCUGACAGAGCCGGUCCCCGUGGAAGGGUUUCUCAUCAGAUUGACCGGACAGCGCGGUCGGGCGAAACGGUUGGGACUCAUGUAUCACAAGCAAUUGUACUUUGCGAGCCACGACCAGUACUUCAUAUUCUCGCGUCCGACAAAAGCCACACCUCCUCCCCCGCCAACACUACCGGCUUCUCCUGAUUCAGCGGUUCCUACAGCGCAAGCCAUCUCUGACAACAUACCCGAAAGCUGGACGGUCAACCCGUAUCCUUUGAAGGACAACCAUGUUGAAUGGUUGAUGCCGGGUCAUACGGGCACACCCGAAACAAGGAGACUGCACGAUGCGGAUGCGGCUGAUGAGGCAGUGCGCAAGGAACAGAAUCUGCUCAAUUGCGAUGGGUAUAUCAAUUUGGCUGAUGUGGUCAAGGUUCGCAAAGCCCAGAUAGGUGCCAGUCCUGUAGAUGAGGAUCUCGAGACGGGGUCAGAUGUCGAUUUCGAUGAGGAGGUAGACAACUCCCGCACUGACGACGGUGCGACGAGGGAUGUCGAUCUGGGUCGAGCCUUCGAACUGGUAAUGAAGAAUGGCUUGGUUAUACGUUUACAGGCCGCCGACAAAGCCCGCCGAAAAGAAUGGAUCCAGCACCUCCGCGCCCUAACAAAGUACUGGAAACACCGAACCGCCGCCGACAUCACCCUCUACAAAUCCACACGCAGCCGCAACCUCAGCGCGCUCAACAUCGACGAAGAAGCCGAAGCCCACGUCGGCCAAUCAGCCCGAAAAUGGGAAGUCACCCAAUCCUUCGCCUCACCCCAGCUCUACAACAUGUGCGGCAUCGCCUGCUGCCGCAGCAUCCACAUGAGCGGCAUGCUCUACCGCAAGCCACGCAUCCACGCCCCCUUCACCCGCUGCAGCGUCCUCCUCACAGCCGGCACCCUCGUCAUGUUCCGCGACGUACUGCGCUCCAAAACAGGAAAACAACUCGCUCACAUCCACCACGAGCGCAUCGCCAACCUCGACCUGCGCGACUGCUACAUCUACUCCGGCCUCCUCACGGAAUCAGACCUCCUCUACCAAAACCAAACUUUCGACGCGAAUAAACCGGGCCAUAACGCCCUGCCUCGCAUAUACCUCGAAGACGGCUGGACUAGCACGGACGAAGACGUCAUGACUACGUUUGUCAUCUGGCAUGGGAAAGCGAAGAGUUGGUUCCGCGCUGAGGAGGGGGCUGGGGCGGGUGAGCAGCAGCGGAAAGAGGGUAAGACGACGAGGCUUAAGCGCGUUGCUAAGUUGGGGAGUAAGGGGAGGAGUGUGGUGUUUCGAGCGCGGAGUAGGGCGGAGAGGGAUCAUUGGGUGUUGGCUGUUCAAAAUGAAAUUGAGCGUGUUAGGGGGGAUGGGGCGGAUUUUCGGAUUGAGGAGAGUGGGGAGGCGAGGGGGAUCGAGGAGUUGUAG
Messenger RNA from Dothidotthia symphoricarpi CBS 119687, 3593 nucleotides. RefSeq lists its product as uncharacterized. Gene Ontology annotation, biological process: ascospore-type prospore membrane formation; protein localization to prospore membrane. The record is from RefSeq and is a predicted model, not a curated record. The transcript has 5 exons. NCBI's taxonomy places the organism in Eukaryota, Fungi, Ascomycota, Dothideomycetes, Pleosporales, Dothidotthiaceae. Gene Ontology annotation, cellular component: prospore membrane. The coding region runs from base 174 to 3593 and encodes 1139 amino acids.